Sitophilus oryzae (rice weevil) is the source of this 1676-nucleotide messenger RNA. Its product is annotated as coiled-coil domain-containing protein 113-like. Bases 23 to 1615 code for a protein of 530 amino acids. Lineage: Eukaryota; Metazoa; Arthropoda; Insecta; Coleoptera; Curculionidae. Gene Ontology annotation, biological process: cilium assembly. The transcript has a single exon. The record is from RefSeq and is a predicted model, not a curated record. Gene Ontology annotation, cellular component: axoneme; ciliary basal body.
CAUUGUUAUUUGAUUUAUCGAAAUGUCAGGUCAAGAAAUACAAAAAUCUGAAAAAAGCGCAGAAGGAGUACCAAUAAAUGAAGAAGAAAAAACUAUGACGGAUGCUAGUGUUAAAUCGGGUGAUAACGCGAGUGAAGUGCAGCCAAAUGAAAAACCAGGGCCGAGUGAAGAAGGAAAUAUUGUCUCUAUUAGUGAGCCAGAAAAAUUAGUGGGAGGUGAUACGACAGAAGAAGAAAAAGGUGAAGAUGAAGAUGAUAUAGAAACAGAUGUCGAGUCAAAUGAAACAUCUGACAAGCUUACCACCGAUGAUGAAGCAAGUCGUGAAAACCAACCAGAAGAUACAGCAAAAAGCGAAGUAGAAGAUUCAGAAGGUAGAACCAUACAAGAGCCCCCUAUUAAAACUGAUGAGGAAAGUGUUCCCGACAAAGAAAAUGACGAAAUCGCAAAGGAACCUCACCCUUUAGAUGAAUUUACUGAUCAGCAAGUUAUAGAUCUAGUUAACGAAAUGGAGAUGGACCAUAGACAUUUAGAACUAGAGAAUAUUCUGUUUGAGACUUUUCUAAAAGAAAAUGAUCCGAACUUGUUGGACGAUAUGGACAAUAUUAUGAGCUAUAUACAAAGAAGAUCGUUUAUGUCUACGACUGAACUUCAAGAGAAACCUUCUAGGCAGAAAUUCAGAUUGGAUUCCUUUACUAGUCUUACCUCCAUAGCAGAAGGUAGAGGUCCUAAGAUAAACAUAACCCAAAAAACCGAAAUGGUUAUGCGCUCUAUGGAAGAUAUUCAAGCGGAGUUGGAGCGUUUCUUAAAAAGAUGUCACGUUACUAAAAGAAAUUUGAAAGCGGAAUUGGAGGAAUUUUCUAUUAGAGAAGCGGAAAUUAAAGAAGCUACCGAUAUAUUUGAGUAUAACAUUGUAAUUCAAGGAGUAGAUAAAUUAACUCAACGAAUUCCAGCCGAAAAGUUCGUCAGAUACAUGGAGGAAUGGCUGAAAAGCGCCCAAUUCCAAAUCGAAAAAUUAAGAUUAAGGAUUGCCACGAUGAAAGUGCAAUACAAGAGAGUCUCACAACAACUCAUACAAAGACAGGAGCUAGGAGAAAAUGUACACGCUGUCGAUUUCGACCAACUAGAAAUAGAAAACAAGCAUUUUCUUCAAAAAAUUGAUCAGAAGAACAUUCACUUAAUCGAACUUAAAAAAAUGAACGGAAGCGCUAAUCUUAUUUUAAGCAUCCACAAGAAAUAUUUACAAAAACAACAAGAAGAAUACAAUUCGCUCAAUUCUCAGAUCGAAGAAAAGAAAAACCAAAUUAAACAAACAGAAGAAGAAUAUGAUGCAACGGAAGAGGAACUGGAUCAGUUUGAGAGGAAAUACGAUCAAUGCAGAAAUCUGAAAGAAUCUUAUACCGUACCAGAAGUGAAGGAAUAUAUGAAACUAAAAGAAGAAAUGUACGAGUUGAAAAAGAAUAUUAAGGUCUGGUCCAGACGGAAAAAGAUACAAGACAUUGCCUUGAAUACUUGCCUAAGAGAGAUGAAAAAAUUGACCGGUAGUGAAGAGGUUGACCCAAGGUGGUUUGAAGAUGUCACGUCUAUUCCAAGCCUGUCAUCUAGUGAAAUGCUGUAAUGUUAUAUACAUAUUUUUACAGUGUAUUUUAAAUUUUUACAAAUAAAAUUUGGAAUUUUAA